This is a messenger RNA of Pyricularia pennisetigena, 3177 nucleotides long. RefSeq lists its product as uncharacterized. The record is from RefSeq and is a predicted model, not a curated record. Gene Ontology annotation, molecular function: copper ion binding; primary methylamine oxidase activity; quinone binding. Gene Ontology annotation, biological process: amine metabolic process. The transcript has 2 exons. Gene Ontology annotation, cellular component: plasma membrane. The coding region runs from base 1 to 3177 and encodes 1058 amino acids. NCBI's taxonomy places the organism in Eukaryota, Fungi, Ascomycota, Sordariomycetes, Magnaporthales, Pyriculariaceae.
AUGAAGCCUUCUGUCAUCUCCCUCUGUCUCGCAGCGGCGGCAAACGCCCUGCUUGAGACUCGCCACGCCCGCGAUCUCAGCGGCGGCCAGGCCAAGAACACCCUCUCCCGCCGCACCAACAAUAACAGCACGGGGAGCGGAUCGACCUGCCCAGCGCCCAAGAAUGAGCGCACCAAGGCAGCCAAGGCGAACCCCUUCCAGGCUCUGAGCCAGGAGGAGGUCGACAGCGUGCUGCGCUGGGUGUCAAACCCGGCCCUCGGCCUGAACCUCACCAGCCCCACGGCCCAGAACCUCUCGCAGACGGACAACUAUGUCUGGCACGUCGAGGUUCUCAAGCCCAACAAGACCGACGUGCUGGCGUACCUCGACGGCGGCGCCCCGUCUGUGCCUCGCCACGCCCGUGUCGUCAUCAACGAGGGCGGAAGGGAUGUGCCGCGCGUCGCCGAGUACUACGUCGGCCCUCUGCCGGUCGACAACACCACCACCACCACCAAAAUCCAGCCGCUGGACUUCAAGUACAACGGCGCCAAUGGUGGCAGCAUCCUCUUCAACGGACGCUUUGUCGACACUCCCCGCAGGAAUGCCGUCGAGCCGUUCGUGGCCAAGUUCAUGUCCGAGAUUGCCGACAUCACCAACGACCUCGUCGACUUUGCCUACUACGGCAGCAAUGACAACCGCACCACGGCCGAGACCUUCUUGGGCAACCCCUCCUCGACCGACGGGACGACCGGGAUCCUGUGGCUGCCGUUCCGCCGCAAGGGACUCGCCUCGUACGACAAGCCUUCCAACCUGUACGUCAGCAUCGACAUCAGCGGCACGGACCCGAGCCUCUACAAGAUGCGGAUGAUCGUGUACGACCUGGUCAUCUACAAGUCCAUCGAGGAGUUCCGCGAGGCCUGGACGGCCGGCAAGAUCAAGAAGACGCCGGCGCCUCCGGCCGACGAGAGCUUCCUGCGCAAGGACCGGGUCGGCGCCAGGCGCAAGCUCGAGGAGCGCAUGGCGCCCACCGUCGUCGAGCCCGAGGGCAAGCGGUACGCCGUCGACACGGAGAACCGCUACGUCGAGUACCUGGGCUGGAGCUUCUACACGCGCUUCGACCGCGACGUGGGCGUGCAGUUCUACGACAUCAGGUUCAAGGGCGAGCGCAUCAUGUACGAGCUCUCGCUCCAGGACGCCAUCGCGCAGUACGCGGGCAACAACCCGUUCCAGGCCGGCACGGCCUACAUGGACCGCUACUACGGCAUCGGCGCGCAGGUCGGUCGCCUGAUCCCCGGCUACGACUGCCCCUACCACGCCACGUACUGGGACAGCGACUUCACGUCGGGCACCGCCGCGACCAGGACCAACAACUCGCUCUGCAUCUUCGAGACCGACAUCGGCACGCCCAUCACGCGCCACACCGACCCGGGCGUCUACAUGCAGUCGACCAAGGGCUCCAAGCUGGUCGUCCGCCAGAUCGCCACGGUCGGCAACUACGACUACCUCUUCGACUACGCCUUCUGGGUCGACGGCACCAUCGGCGUCGACGCCCACGCUUCCGGCUACGUCCAGGCCAACUACUACCGGCCCGAGGACGAGGGCAAGUGGGGCCCGCGCAUCCACGACACCAUCACCGGCACGCUGCACACGCACGUCAUGAACUACAAGGCCGACUUCGACCUGGGCGGCGCCGCCAACACGCUGGUGCGCACCGACAUCGUGGUCGAGAACAUCACGCAGCCGUGGUUCCCCGAGCGCGGCCAGUUCGAGAUGAUGCGCUACAACAUCUCCGAGGUGCCGUCGGAGAAGCAGGCGCUGCUGCCGCUGCCCGCCAACGGCCAGAGCAUGUACACCAUCGUCAACAAGGACAAGAAGAACAGGUGGGGCGAGGACCGCGGCUACCGCAUCGUGCCGGGCCUGAGCAACAUCCACCUCGCGUCGCAGCGCUCGCCCUUCUUCCUCAAGUCGGCCCAGUUCGCCAAGCAGUUCCUGGGCGUGUCGCGCCAAAAGGACACCGAGCCCGACGCCUCGGCCGCCCUGAACCAGAACGUGCCCGAGGCGCCCCUCGUCGAGUUCUGGCGCUUCUUCGACGACGACGAGAGCCUGGUCCAGCAGGACCUGGUCGCCUGGGUCAACCUCGGCAUGCACCACUACACCCGCUCCGAGGACAUGCCCAACACCCUCAUGUCCGAGGCCCACUCGAGCGUCACCUUUGCGCCCCAGAACUGGGGCGACACCGAGCUGACCACCGACCUGGCCAACGCCAUCAUCUACAACGCCAAGGCCGGUGUCGACCGCGUCGUUCCCGAGACCAACGGCGUCUCCAUCCCCGACUGCUUCCCUCUGUCGGCCCAGGACGAGCUUCUCGGCGUUUUUGAGAACACUGGCAUCGUCCCGGACCUCAUCGGCAAAGUCUCACUCUUCAUCCCCGAACUGCCAGGCUAUGGGAUCAGCACGCCGUCGAGCAGCCAAACCAAGCUUGACGUCGGCCGCGUGCUGCUCGAGUCCCUGCGCGCGGCGUUCGCCAUCGACGGCACCACCACCAGCCGCGGCCUGAUCCUGGGCGGACACGACCGCGGGGCGCGCGUCGCGCACCGCCUCGCCGUGUCCCAGGACGCCCUCCUCCCCGCCGGCGGGGGCCUGACGCUCCUGGGCGUCGUGCUGCUCGACAUCGUCCCGACCAAGGUGCAGUGGGAGUCGUUUGCCGACCCGGCCGUGUCGCGCGGCUACUUCCACUGGCCGCUGCUCGCCAACGUCGCGCUCGCCGUGCCCAUCCUGCAGGCGUACGGGGGUGCGCGCUGGUGCAGGGGCUCGCACGCCCUGAUCGCCGGCUCCAACGAGGCCGGUAGGGCGAGGAUCGCGGCCGAUGGGGCCAUCGACGUGCAUGCCGGGCUCUUCGAGAGCGAGGAGGUGCUGCGCGCGACCUGUGAGGACUACGCGGCUGGGUCGAACGAGGACGUCGUCGAGCAGGUCCAGGAUCAAAAGGCGGGCCGUAAGAUUGCCGUGCCGACCUUAGUCAUGUUCUCGGCGGAGAAGCUAGGCGCCAGGUUGGAUGUGGCUGGCAUCUGGAGAGAUUGGAUCGCCGAAGGCGUGGAUUAUACCCCCGUGGCUGUCGGAGAUGGGUAUGGGCAUUAUCUGCCUGAAGAGGCCAGUGAUGUUGUCGCGCAGAAGAUCAACGAGUUCCUGGAGAAGUUCUGA